Molecule: messenger RNA, 555 nt
Organism: Striga hermonthica
Lineage: Eukaryota; Viridiplantae; Streptophyta; Magnoliopsida; Lamiales; Orobanchaceae
Source: the annotation of a GenBank genome assembly
AUGGAAUUGGACCACUCAUCAUCAUGUGAUCAAGAUUACAACUCAACUUCAUCCUCAGCACCACCUGUGGUUAAGCUCUUCGGUUUUCCGGUCACAAACGACGGCCAAAAAAACCCGAUGAUUCGAAAAAUCCAACACGACGACAUUAACCAGGCGGAAAGCAAAAGGUUCGAGUGCCAGCAUUGCCACCGGAAAUUCGCCAACUCGCAGGCAUUGGGAGGCCACCAAAACGCGCACAAGAAGGAGCGCCAGCGGGCUAAGCGGGCCCAUUUCGUGAGGCCUGGAUCGGCAGUCCAUGUCGUAAGCCCGCAUGGGGUCAGGCCCGGCCCAGUAGCGACUAACAACGGUAGUGCUUACGGAGCGCGGUUCUUCGUGUCCGGGGAAAGUUCUGCGGGUGUGCCUCAGGUUUUGUCGGGUGUGCCUCUGGGGUACCAUGGCCGGUUCCAUGUGGCGGCCUUGGGGCCACGGCACGGUGGCUGGGGUGAAAUGGGGCCGUCGAGGGCGGCUGGGAGGACAGAUGGCAGCGAGGGAUUGGAUGUUGAUCUCCAUCUGUGA